Oncorhynchus kisutch (coho salmon) is the source of this 1899-nucleotide messenger RNA. RefSeq names its product Krueppel-like factor 15. The record is from RefSeq and is a predicted model, not a curated record. Gene Ontology annotation, biological process: regulation of transcription by RNA polymerase II. Gene Ontology annotation, molecular function: DNA-binding transcription factor activity, RNA polymerase II-specific; RNA polymerase II cis-regulatory region sequence-specific DNA binding. Bases 268 to 1617 code for a protein of 449 amino acids. NCBI's taxonomy places the organism in Eukaryota, Metazoa, Chordata, Actinopteri, Salmoniformes, Salmonidae. The transcript has 3 exons.
UGUACUGCUACUACUACUACUACUACUACUACGGUAGAUCGUAGCACCCGCCCUAUGGAUUGGCAUUGCGAUGAGAAGCUCGUCUCAAGGGCUAAUCCACAACGCUAUUGACAUCAUCUCACCAACGGAUCAUUUUUCACUUACUUCAGGUGAAAGGACUAACAUUCUCUCGAUACAUAAAGGGAGAAGAGGAGAAACUGAGUCAUACACUCAUAACUUCUAGCAAUCAAGUGGAGCUAGCAGAGCUGUGACUGGCUCAGGUCAGGAAUGGUGGAUAACUUGCCGGUAGGAGAGGAGACCUUCCUGUAUUACGCCAGCUUUCCCUCAGAACAUCACGAAUCGGACAUGGUGAUAGACACAGGUGUCUACCAGGCGGUGCCCUCCCCGUUCUCAGAGGACGACCUGAGUGACUCAUCCAGCCCUUGCUCCUGCUCCAGCCCUGAGUCCCAGGUGCUGGGUUCCAGCUACGGCAGCAGCAGCUCCAGUGGAGAGAGCCAGGAUGGUCUCCUCGACUUCCUGCUCUCCCAGGCCACCCUUGGAAGUGGAGUUACUCCCACUCUAUCUCCCUCAGUACCACCCAUCCUCCCCAGGGGUCUAGCAUGGGAGUCGAAGACGGACCGCCUGUUUCAGCCAACCAAAGAAGAGUGCUUUGAGUUCCCUGUGUUCCCAGUGGACCUGGAGGAUCAUGUGGGGCUGCUGUUUCAGCCCACCCUGGAGGAGAUAGAGGAGUUCCUGGAGGAGAAUAUGGAGGUGGUAACGUUGAAGAAGGAGGCUAGUGAGGGAGGGAUGUUGGAUGUAGACAGUCAGGUGGCAGGGUUAGAACCUGGACUAGAACAGUCAGUACCUGUUGCCAGGGCUACUGUCCCCACCACAGUGACCAAAUACACAGCAACAUCCACAAUAACACAUUCCAACGGUUGUAGUGGGAUUAAACAGGAGGAACCUGCUGAAACACCAGCCUCAGGGGAGGGGUCUGGCUUGACGCCUGUCAUCUUGCAGAUUCAACCAAUCCAGAUUAAGCAAGAGCCCAGCCCAGGUGUGAUACCAACACCAGUACCACCGCAGUCCACCCUGCCCUCCUCAGACAUAAAAAUCGCCCAGCUCCUGGUCAACAUCCAGGGCCAGACGUUUGCCCUGGUGCCCCAGCUGGUGUCUCCAGCUAAUCUCAAUGGUACGUCUUCCAAAUUUGUGCGCAUCGCGCCCGUACCCAUCGCCGCCAAGCCCCUGGGUCUCAGGGAGGGUGGGCUUGCAGGUGGCCAGGCUGCAGGGAUCCUGGUGGGAGGACAGAAGUUCCAGAAGAGCUCGGUUACGGACCUUAUAAAAAUGCAUAAGUGCACUUUCCCUGGCUGUGCCAAGAUGUACACCAAGAGCAGCCACCUGAAGGCCCACCUGAGGAGGCACACGGGGGAAAAGCCCUUCGCCUGCACCUGGCCUGGCUGUGGAUGGAGGUUUUCGAGGUCAGAUGAACUCUCCAGACACCGGCGCUCUCACUCUGGAGUGAAGCCUUAUCAGUGUCCCAUCUGCGAGAAGAAGUUUGCCCGCAGCGAUCAUCUGUCCAAACACAUCAAAGUCCACCGCUUUCCAAGAAACAGCAGGACAGUGCGAUCCGCAAACUGAGCACAUUGACCUCCAGGUCCUGCUAGGCUGAGGCCACGCCACAGGACACAUGGAGAGACAGAGAGAGAAUGUUUGUGAGAGAGAGAGUGAAUGAAUGUGGGAGAUUGCUAAUAGCAGAGGGGACAGUGGGACAGACAGAAUGAAUGUGGGAGAUUGCUAAUAGCAGAGGGGACAGUGGGACGGACAGAAUUAAUGUGGGAGAUUGCUAAUAGCAGAGGGGACAGUGGGACAGACAGAAUGAAUGUGGGAGAUUGCUAAUAGCAGAGGGGACAGUGGGACAGA